This is a messenger RNA of Iphiclides podalirius (scarce swallowtail), 1551 nucleotides long. The record is from the annotation of a GenBank genome assembly. Lineage: Eukaryota; Metazoa; Arthropoda; Insecta; Lepidoptera; Papilionidae.
AUGACAAUAUUAAGACAGAAAUCAGGAAGAGCAAAGCAAAUUCCUGGGAAGGAACUAUAUAGGAAAAACUUUCUGUUAGCGGCUGCAGAAGAUGAAGCCACGGUGCCACCCGGAGUAGAUGAGCCAGAAGUGGAACCGAAAUCAGUGUCUAUUCGUAAACUGCGCAUAGAGGACUUGAAUUUAGAAUGUGAAUGGCAAUCCUGUCGAUGGAAGUUUUCCGACUAUGAAUUGUUCCAGAGUCAUGUCAAUGGUCAUAUUUCUGAUAUUCAUGUCAUUAAAACUGAUGAUAAAGCUGAUGCAGAAUAUGUCUGUCUCUGGGACGUGUGCGGCCACAAAACGACGAACUAUUGCGAGAUGAUCCGCCACAUAAACUACCACUCUUAUCAUGCAAAACUCCUGGCUAUCGGUUACAACGGAAGGGCAACACUCGACCUGGCGCGAUGUAAAAAGGACUCUACCAAACGCAAUCAAUUGCCAAAAUUCAUAAGCGAGCAUACCUGCCUAUGGGUAGGAUGCACAUGCAAGUUCGAUUCCAUGCAGACGUUCGUGGACCACGUGCGGCUGCACGUGGGCGGCGAGCCGGCGCUCUGCUCGUGGGCGGGCUGCGGCGCGACGUUCCCGCGCCGCUCGCUGCUCGCGGCGCACGUGCGCUCGCACACCGGCGAGCGGCUCAUCGCGUGCUACCACUGCGGCGCGCACUUCGCGAGCAACAGAAAGCUGCGCGACCACCUGCGCCGCCAGAACGUGAACCCGCAAUCGAGCUACAACUGCUCGUUCUGCGGGCUGGCAUGCGCCACAGAGUACCUAGAGAAGGAGCACUCGCGCCAGCACGUGUCGCUGUACGCGUGCUCUUUAUGCGACAUGUCGGCGCCCAGUCUGGCCGCGCUGGCGCAGCACGUGCGCUACCGCCAUCUAGGCAAGGAGGCGGCGCGCACCCACGCCUGCCCGCACUGCCCCUACAGGGCGGUGACGAAAUGCGACCUGCGCAAACACAUUCCGACGCACACGCGGAAGAGGCGGCGCAAAGUGAAGGACGAGGGGGGCAGCGAUAGGGAGGGGGACGGGAGCGAUUCUGGCCCCUCAGACGAGGAGUCUUGUGAUCCCAGGAAGAAGCCCAGGACGCCGCGGAAGUACGCGUGCCACGUUUGCCCGGACAAGGAGGCCAAGGUGUUCUCGAGGGGCACCAGGCUUACCACGCACCUGGUCAAAGUGCACGGCGCCCAAUGGCCCUUCGGACACAGUCGCUUCAGGUAUCAACUGAGCGAGGACGGGAUGUACCGUCUGACGACCACCAGGAUCGAGGAGAUCGAGGUCUCCAAGAAGAUAGUGGGCGGCUACAGCGGGCCGAAGCGCUCGCUGGGCAACACCUUCGACUUCGAGCUGAAGCAGGUGGCGGAAGCGACAGAGACCUCGCCCACCCACUUUUCGGUCAAGCUGAAGGGAGAAUCGCGGGACGUCGACGACGAAAAGGUCGAGAUAACCAUGUGCGACGUGGACGAGGAUGGGAACAUAAUCAGCGCGAAGGUCAUAGAGUCGGACUUUGUCUAUGCC